AUACAUUCCAUCACGGGCAUAAUGGAUGUCACAACAUUUGCUUUCGCUCUGCUCACCACUGUAUUUUUCGGCAUCAUCAUCCACCGUCUCGUCUUCAGUCCCUUAGCGGGCAUCCCUGGGCCACGACUGGCAGCAUCCACGCGCUGGUAUGAAGCCUACUUUGACGUUGUGCGUGGUGGCCAGUUUAUGUACGAAAUACAACGUCUGCACCGGAUCUACGGUCCCGUUAUACGUAUUAGCCCUGGAGAGGUGCACAUCAAUGCAGCUGGAUUCUAUGAUACGCUGUACUCGGGGCCAACCCGACGUCGCCACAAGGACCCAUGGUUCCUGUCCUCAAUUGCCCCAGGGACAUCAUUCGCGGCGAAUGACUCUGACCAUCACCGUAUGCGGCGCAGCGGUCUGAGUCCAUUCUUCUCCAAACAGGCCGUGCGUGAGCUGGAACCUAUCAUCCAUUCCAAGAUACGUCUACUCUGUCGCCAUAUUCAAGAAACCCAACAAAUGGGCCAUUACUUAGAAUUACACACAUGCUUCGUCAACUUUGCUGUUGACAUCAUCUCGCAAUACGUGUUUGGCCCGAGUAAUGGGUUUAAUACACUACGGGAACCUGUGCAGAGCCAGAAAUGGAAGAAGGGGGUAAAUGGUAUCUUCGAGAUGUUAUUAAUAUUGCGCCAUUUCCCUUGCCUGUAUUACAUAUCACGAGUCAUCCCAUUAUCUAUCUCAUCGUGGAUCUGUCCUACAUUUACCUAUAUCAAUGCAAUCGAACAGGACAUCGAACGGCACACCCGACGAGUUUAUUCGAACUCUGCUGCCACCGAGCCAUCCAUAAUUAAGCAUAUCAUGCAAAAUUACAAGUUGCCCCCAGCCGAACGCAUACUGGCACGGCUGACCGACGAGGCUAAGUUCUUACUGGUGGCAGGCACCGAUGCUCCGUCACAGGUCAUGGCAAUCACGAUGUAUCAUGUUCUACGAAAUGUAAUGGUCUACAACCAGCUCCAGGAGGAGCUACAGGCAGCCCUGCCAGAUGCAGAUGCUGAGGCCUCGUGGGGUGAACUGGAGCGAUUACCGUAUCUCACCUCUGUGAUCAAAGAAGGAUUACGACUCUCGGCGGUAGUGACUUCGCGUCUGCCUCGUGUUGCUCCUGAUGAGGACUUGAUCUGUCAUGGUUGGCGGAUCCCCGCUAAAACUGUUGUCAGUAUGUCCAACCAUUUCAUUCUUCGCGAUGCUGAGGUGUUCCCUGAUCCACUCGUCUUUCGUCCGGAACGGUGGAAAACAGCCACAUCAACCAUGAACCGGCACUUUGUCCCAUUUUCCAAAGGCAGUCAAGGGUGUUUAGGCCAUAAUAUGGCGUACUGUUGGCUCUAUGUUGGGCUUGCCACUCUUCUACGGCGAUUUGACUGGGUCCUCAUCGACACAGAUGAGGUUAACGUGAGUGUUGUGCGCGACUGCUUUAAUGGACAGACACUUCCUGGUCAGAACUACAUUAAGGCCAUGACUUCGCCUAUGCAUUGA
Molecule: messenger RNA, 1509 nt
Organism: Penicillium canescens
Lineage: Eukaryota; Fungi; Ascomycota; Eurotiomycetes; Eurotiales; Aspergillaceae
Product: cytochrome P450
Exons: 5
Molecular function (GO): heme binding; monooxygenase activity; iron ion binding
Source: RefSeq, a predicted model, not a curated record